Rotaria sp. Silwood2 is the source of this 1236-nucleotide messenger RNA. The record is from the annotation of a GenBank genome assembly. Lineage: Eukaryota; Metazoa; Rotifera; Eurotatoria; Philodinida; Philodinidae.
AUGCAAAAUGUACAAGAUUGUCGUUUCCAGAAGAUUCCAAAACAACUUGGUGAAGUUGCAGCAUUUGGUGGAUCAAGUGUUGAACCAAGUGUUCAAAGUUGUUUUGAAUAUGCACAUAAUCCAGAUGUAAUAACAGCUGAUGAUUUUCUUGAAUGGGUUAAACUUGAACCUCAAUCACUUGUAUGGUUACCUGUAUUACAUCGUUUAGCAGCAAGUGAAAUAGCUAAACAUGAAGCACGUUGUAAUAUAUGUAAAAUAUAUCCUAUACUUGGAUUUCGUUAUCGUUCAUUAAGACAUUUUAAUUGUGAUAUAUGUCAAAAUUGUUUUUUUUCUGGUAAACAAACAAAAGUUUUUAAAAUGGCUGAUCCAUUACAAGAAUAUUAUACUGAAACAACAUCUUCAGAAGAUAUUCGAGAUUUUUUUCGUACAUUUAAAAAUAAAUUAUGGAGUAAACAUAGAAAAACUCCUAAACUUGGUUAUUUACCAUUACCACAUGUUUUUGAUAAUACUUUAUCAACAAAUGAACAACAAAUAUUACCAUCACCAAUAUUAAUUUCUCCAUUAACUACACCUUCUAAACCUGAUAUUGAAAUUACACAAGAAAUUUCUCCAUCCAUGGAAUCUGAUGAUGAACAUUGUAUUAUUGCAAAACAUUGUAGAAAUUUGAGUAAUGCUUCACAUAAAUCGCCUGAUGUUACCGCUUAUGAAUCUUUACAUGGUUCAACUUCACUUGAUAGUGAUGAACGUGCUGAAUUAGAAGCUAUAAUUCAUGAUCUCGAAGAUGAAAAUCGUCUUUUACAAAAUGAAUAUGAACGUCUUUGUCAAGAACAUAGAGAAAAAUGUUUAAUUAUAAAUGAACAACACGAACAAUUACAAUUAGAUGAUAAUUCCGUAGAAGUUUUUAAUGAUCGUAAAAUAUUACGUGAAGCAAAACAAUUAAGACAACAUAAAAUUAAAUUAGAACAACGAAUGAAAAUUCUUGAAGAACAUAAUAAACAAUUAGAAAAACAAUUAAAACGUUCAAAACAAUUAUUACUAAAAGAGUCUCCUCCCGUACCGACUAUGCGUCGUUCAAUUGAUCGAAAUGUUGAACGACAAUCAAAUUUAAUGACAAUCGAUAAUCUAUUUCAUAUGGCUGAUGAUAUUAAUCGUGCCAUUGGCGAUCUUGUUUCUGUAAUAACCGAACCACAAUCAAAUACAUCUUCAAAUUAUUAUCAACAAAUUGUAACUUCAUAA